Juglans microcarpa x Juglans regia is the source of this 2036-nucleotide messenger RNA. RefSeq lists its product as uncharacterized. NCBI's taxonomy places the organism in Eukaryota, Viridiplantae, Streptophyta, Magnoliopsida, Fagales, Juglandaceae. The transcript has 3 exons. Gene Ontology annotation, cellular component: mitochondrion. The coding region runs from base 177 to 461 and encodes 94 amino acids. The record is from RefSeq and is a predicted model, not a curated record.
AAAUGCGCAGACCUUGGGCAUACGUCGCUGAAAGAAACUCGCAGAGGCACUCCCGCAGCUAUUGCCUAUUGGAGUAUGAUGAAAAGCUGGGGCGAGGCCAGUGGUAUUGGAAAUAUGUAAGGACUCGAGAGCAACCGAGCAGCUAGACUUAGAAAGCUUUUUUUCUCCAUCUCUUAAUGGGAUACGUACAGGAAGCACGCGAGAAUCACGUCAAGAAGAAGGUGGAAGAAGCUUUAAGAAGCAAAAUGAAGCAGAAGGCUCUAAAGGAGUGUGACCAGUACACUUCAAAGUAUGCUCAAUGCGCUGUGGGAAGAACAUUAUCUGUUGUUUGGCAAUGUCGGAAACAAGCUAAAGAGUUGAAUGAUUGCCUCCAUCAAUACACCAAUGAUGCUGUUUUGGAAGAAAUGAAGAGAGAAUAUAUGCUUCAACAGGACGGCAAGGGAUCUGCAGGAGAGGUCUAAGCUCAUUCUUUUGAAUAGCAUCCAUUUUAUGCUAUAGUCAAAGUGCUGUACAAUUUGUUGUUUAAUGUAAGGUGUAAAGGCAGGGAUUAGUCCGAGGUAUUAGAACAUUAUGGAUCAAUAUGGAGUUUUUCUGAUUGGGAUUUCGGUCCGAUCUAUUCAAGAUUCUGGCAACGACACGUCUAUUUGGUUCUGAGCUACAGCAAGACAACAUUGCUUCUUCUAAGACUUUGAACGAUUGAGAAAUGGAGUCAAUACCUUCAUCUUCCGUCAUUCACGCUCGAAGUGUGGAUUUUAUUUUUCGUUUUCUACAGUCAAAUGAGGCAUAGAAUAUCAAACUAUAGAAAGGAGGAGAUAUGGACUUCACCAAAAAUCUCAAUACAGUGAUGAUAAUAGUUGUGCAAUAAAAUAAAAUUAAACGAGAAAUGGAUUAAAAAGGAUCCAGAAGGUUGCCUGACAUAUUGAGAGUUUAUGAAGCAAUCCAAGGGCUUGACCGUCGUGAAUUGUCUACUGCAGACAAAAUCCUUAGCAGAAAAGUAUGCAUAGACGAUGAGUGUAGUAAGACAGUCGAUGAAGGAGAUGAAAAUAGGCUCUCAAAGGGAUAGUCAAAAGUUGGACACCACGAGAUGGGACAAUGUGCGAGAAUUAAGUUGCCACUGGUAGGCCCGUGUCGGCUCUUGGGUGGAUCGGAGUUCUGGGAGAUCGGCAUAGAGGCGUGUGUACGCGUAGGAGGCCAAUAGGUGGCUGUAGUUCUAGCUCCCAAAGAAUAGUCUCCCUCGCAUUGGUGGUUUUUCUUCAGGACCAAGGCAAUCAGAUGCACCCAAUUAAUUUUACGUGGGUAAAAGGGUUACAAACAUGUCUAGAACCAACCAGAACCCUUUAUGAUUUCUCUGCAAACAUAAGAGUGUACAACCGAUUAACGUCGUAUGGGGUUACCUUUCAGAAUUCCUAACGAUAAGCCACACGUUCCUAGUUGCCAUUUAUAUACCCUGCAGUAUUGAUUAGAGUAGAAUCGGACGACAAGUUCAUGCUCGGAAAACUUAAACCGGGAAAGUGGGUCUUGCCUUGAACCAAAGACAGGUCGCUUUUCAAGGCAGACGACCUCGUCUUAUACCCGAAUGCACCAGAAACACUGCAAAGCCACAAACCCCAAGUCCUGAACUCUGCUUGUCACCGUCCUGGUAGAUCCAGUGAGAGUGAACAGGAAACAAUCCGUCAAAGAGAGAUUUUCUGGGUACAGACAUAAUUAACACCUACAACAUCACUUCCAGUAGCGUUGCACCUUGAUUGGUGACGGGCAAUCUCCCUUAACUGGCAGUUUCCCGACCAUACGAAACCAGAUAAUACUCGUUAAUUUCGAAGGACUGCACAAGCAUCCACAUACACAGAUAUUCGCACCAUCAAAUUUCCAAAUGAAAGUCGAAAUCAAUAAUGUCGGUUUGCUUUACUCGUGCGAGGGACCCAUUAUAACUACGAAACAUGAGAAACAAUGAUUACAGCACAAAGUACACAUUCAAGACAAAAUCCCACGUCAAAUGUAAAUUGCAAAUUGAGAUUCGCUAACAAAAGAUCCCUCCC